AUGGCGGAUGCAGAUUCCGACGGCCAAGAUUCAUCAUUUUCAGCGCAGAAGAAUCUGAGGAAAGAAGUAUCAAAGGGAAAAAGAAGAGGUAUAGACCAUUUCUUAGGCUUAUUUACUUGUUAACUAGUCACAUUUCGGGCUAGAAGCUCAUCGUACUGACUUAAAAAUUCGCCAUUGUGUGUUACUAACUCGCUUACAUUUGCUGGUGCCGUCGCACACCCUUUGGGCCUUCGAUUUAAAUAGAGGGGGAAAUUAAAAACUUUGAUCGAUACCUUAAGGCCUUACGUGAAGAUUAGUUUGUCAUUUAUCUUCUACUUUCCGCCAUUACAUAGCUUAGUGUAGAGUAGUUUAUUUUUUCGAACGAAUUAUAAGAAUGAAAUCUUGUAAAACAACGUGCAUGUAUUCAUACCGGAAGGCAAGCGGCUACCGAUAGUUUCAAGUAUUAGCUUAUAGCUUUCUUACAUUUCUAUUGAUUUUUUCAUUCAAGAAGAUAAGAAUUUUCUACGGUCUUAGAGAAGACAUAGUUUUGGUAGUCAUUUUUUUCAGGAUAGAAAAAAAUAUUGAAAACCAAUGAAAUACUUAGCGUUUGCACAGCUUCUUGGUCGCGAAGAGAGAUUUCAUUUGAUUAAGCGGGGAAAUCAAACAUUUUGUGGCUAGACACCGGAACGUUUUCUCGAGAACCUUCACUAUGUUUGAUAAUUUUGAUCGUAAUGUAGACUGGAAGUAUUGUAUGUCUGUUGUUUUUGAAUACAUGCUGGUGUUGGCCUACGAAGGUGGAUUUUGUAUAGAAAUUUGAAAAUCUUUAGAUAAAAAUUAAACUAUCUUGAGUGUCUUUCUGUCGUAGGUAAGCAUAUAUUAACACAGCUGGCUAGUUCGUAAUAAAAUGAUUACUUGAAGCAUCUGAAGAAAAUAAUGGACAGCAGUGUCAGAAAAAAUGAAGAGUUCUUUCAUUUUUCUUAAGAAAAGGAACAAAACAUAAAGAAAAUUUCAAAUCAAAGUGUGAAGUACUUCAAAUGUCUAAGUUAGAACAGUGGGAAAAGAAAAAUCUGUACUUCUUAAUGUCAAUACAUUGCUAAUUAGACAGGUGAUAUAUUGGUGAUUUAGCAAACAUAACAUUGAGCAUAUUGUGGCAUUAAUCAUUAUUAUUAGCAUCUACUUCCCAAACUUCUGUUUCCUCUCUAAGGCCAUCCUCUUUUUUUUUCUCUGUUUAGCGUCAUCCAAGCGACUCAAAUUUUUGGCAUUUUAAAAAAAAGUAACAACAUAGUUAAACCAUUUUUCACUUGAAAUAAUUCUUUUAAUCUGGAAAAUGAGCAUAGUAACAGCACAGAGAAGACAGGAACAAAAACUGGAACAUUUUUACAGUGUAUUGUGGAUUUUGUUAAUCCAAAUAUGUAAAUGUUAACUUUUAACGUCAUCCUGGAGUACCAGGGCUUCCUAUUCUGAGACUUCUUGUUUUUUUUUUUACACCUUUUUUUUUCAAUCCGACCGACCGACCGACCCAAAUCAGGAAAUACAUUUGACACAAAACGAAAACAAAGAAGGGGCAUGGCCUUACAAGCAGGCUACUCAAAGCAGUCAUCAGAGUAUAAUAAAGAUUAUUUGUUGUAGCAAGAAAGAGGACCUAAAGGAUUUCCUUAAAGGGGCUAUAUCACACUAUUUCCUAUCUUUGUAAAAAGCUAAAAUGUCUUUUGCAUCAAUUGAAUUCCAAAAAUAAUGGUUCAGUUUUGUUAUAUAAGAGCAUAUUUAGGCAUUGAAACCAAUUCCUGUCAUCUGUUGCCACAAAAAGAAAAAGGUGGGCCAACGUUUUUUUUUGCUGAAGACUCUGUUUGGGAACAUCUCUCGCCUGAUAGCACACUACAGGAGGAAGAUUGAGCACUGAAUAAGCUUAUAGUUUUGAGCAAAAAAACAUUUUAUUUUGGGAAAAAAAAUAGCAUGGCAUCUAAAACCUUUUUGAAAAAAAUUCGAUGUUGUAUAUAUUUUUAUCAUUUUUGUGCUGCAAAUUCUAUUGCAUUCUAAACUUGGACAUUCUAUGCCUCCUUCAUAGAAUUUUACCCACCAGGCUAAAUUGAUGUGUAACUAUUGAGGGAAGGUGGUUUUGAAACUUGUUCUUUAAUCUGGUAAUAACCAUUCUUCCAAAAAUAGUUUAAGUCGCUUUAGAGCCUUCCCUGAGCAUACACUGUAUGUUGAAUUUUAGCCUGUUUCAAGAAGCUUUCUCUCAAUGUUCCGGGAAGUCACUGUAGACUGGAGUAUAUUUACCUAUUUUUUUUCUGUUAAUUUGGGUCAGCCUAAGUUUGACUCAUGAAAUCUGAACUGGUUUAUGUUGCUUAUGUUUAUAAAAUUCUUAUAAUGCUGAAAAAGUGUUGUACGUGUGAAAUUGUAUAGAAAUGAUAGACAUGGGAGAUGAAAGCUACAUUUGCUGUUGCAGGAAAAAAUGUUGUAGAAGAAAAAAGUACAAAGAAGAGAGUCAUGAGUAAACCUGGGCAUCCUGUGUUGGUUACAGGAGCAACUACUGAGCCAGCUUUCAAUGGUGUGCCUGUGAAUAUGUCAUCUGAUGAUAAGGAACUAGUCAUGGAGUACUCAGGUAAUUGAAUUCUUAUGGCUCCUUUGGAGCAAGAAUUAUUUUUAGAAAUGGUAUGGCUUCAGAAAGUACUGUUGUCUGAUAAAAGUUUUUAUGAAGACUGCUAAGGCAACCUUUAGAUUUCAUUAUCUGUCCUCUCUUCGAUAAAUAUGAUGCGCGUAAAAACACAGGUACAGGUCACUAUGCUAUACUAAAGUGAACACAACCUAAAAAUAAUUUUCUACCAGCCCUCAUAAUAUUAAUCCUUUUAAUGCAUUAGAGAGACUGUGUGUUUGAGACCCACCACAGUAAAUAAUAGUUGUUUAUAUUCAUCCAGGUGCCAUUAUUUACUUGCCUUUCGGUAGUAAAAAGUUACAUGUAUGAAUUGUACAAUAUAGCUCAUCACAGAUAGAAAUUUAUGUGGAUGUAAUAUUUUGUUUCCAUUUGAGAAUAAUGAUAGUGAGCUUUAUACAAGUCCUCCUGACAUGAUGGUGCUAGUUUUUGUACAAAUUAUUGAUGUCAAAUCACUUUCAAUCGCAUAGUCCACAAGCAAUUUGACAAUGUUGCAAAAAAUACAUUAUUUAGUUUAUCUGAACAAAACAACAAAUAAGAAAUGCUAAUUUAUAAGGGCUUUAUCAUGAAAUUUAUCAAAUUUGAAACAGUAGUCCUGCCACCAAAUUGAGUGAAACAUAAAACUGCUCAAAAUAUUAAAAGGAGGUAGAGAUGGACAAAUUUGAGGGAGAUUAAAACAGAUUGCAAUCAUGGUUUCUGAAAACUUGUUAGCCUAACAGUUUUUUCAAAGUUUAUUUUUGUUGUUUGGAACAUUUGAUAUAAUGCUUGGGAGAUAUACAUGUACGUGUUGUCAAGAGGCUGUCAUUUUGUCAUUUGCCAGUCAGUUCCAUUGUGCAUAAAGAUACAUGUGUAACUGGCAUAAUGUGCCCCAUAAUGGACCUUCCUUGUUGCAAACAUGUAAUGUGACUUCAUGGAAAUUCUGGAUAAUUUACCAACAAUUUUCACACCCCAUCAGAAGGCCUUCUAUGUGCAACCACCUCAUGCAAGCAAGCAGUUAUCCAAAAAUACCAAAAUUAUUUCAGUCAAAGCAUUUCAGUGGGAAACUCUUUUAAGCACCAUUCCAUCAUAGGCAAUGGCAGCCACUUUUUGUGGUGUUUGUUUAUAAUUUUCCUUCGUUGAAACUUUUCGUAAGUGACUUCUUUACACAUGGUCAGAUCUUGCAUUUGCACAAAUUAGGUAUUAUACUCGGUAUUCUUGGGUCAUAAGUAAAUAGAAGGGAAUCAUUUUUUUUUCUACACAGCCUUUUACAUAUAUUUAAGUGGUGUUUCCACUACACCACUCAAAGGUAGUUUUAGUGACAGUUGGAUGUGCUUAAACAGUUCAGACCCCUUCUACUAUAACUCUUGUAAGCAACAGAAGGUUGAAUGUUUGCUACAAUGGGCAGCUUAAAGGGACACAGUCAGCUAUGGGACCGUGCUGACCUGGACACUACUUUUGCAAGUUUGAAAAGAAUUUACCCCAACCCAAAAUCAAAAGUACGCACUGGAUACAUCUAGAAAUCCGCUUCAAUCUGGCCUAGUGUUUCAUUUGAUCUCCGAUCUUUUAUUAAAAACCUCUUUUAGAGCAAACUUUUACUCAUCCUGUAGGAUCCUGUAUUUUAUCAUAAUUUUUUAAACACAGUAUCCAAAGGAACAUGAAAAGAACAGGUAGAGAAUUUCUUUAGAAGUCAUCUCCAGAAAAAUUCUCCAACAUUUGAGAAUUGAACAACUUGGAGCAAUAUUAGAGUGAUGAAUUUUGAAAUGCUUAAAUUCACAUUCUAAGAGACGUUUUUGCCAGUUAGUCUAAGGAGUGGGGUUUUUAAAAUAAUUGUUGUUUUCCUAUUUUCUUAGCCUAGAAAUGUUUAUUGUAACCAUCAUGAAGUGAAAAGUUUCUUUGCUCUGGCAAAAACAUGAAGUAGGAAAAAAAUUUUUUACUCAGAAGGGUUGAAUGUAGAGGUAAAUAAGAGAUUUGAAUGAAAUGAUUAUUAUUUCAUUCAAAUCUCUUCAGCUGGAAGUUUGAAAAAACAGAUUUGAACUCUUGAUUUGAUUGCUCGUAGUCUGGAAUUUUUUAUGUUCAUUGUGUGUCAUUGUGACUUUUAAAGUAUAGAAUCAGCCUGUAGCUACAUAUUACCAAUUAUUAAUUCUAUUGUCUAAAAUAUAAUACAGUUGAUUAUAAGCUAUAAGCCGAAGAUACUGACUGUGAAUAACGUAGUAUUCCACCUCAGGACAUAGUUGAUAGUUUUUUGAAGUAAUGCCCCUAGAGUAGUAGUUGUACAGUGUAAACGCUAAUUCUAUCAACAUACAUUUUAAUGUGUACUGAAUGUUUCAUAUCAGUUAUAAGAGAUUUCUGUGUCAUGAGACAUGGUAAAAUCAAAAAUAUAUAUCGAACGUACCAGAUAUUGCUUGACUCUUGACCAUACUAUUUAUGUUUUUGAUGAGGUUCUUAAUCCAUUAGCCAUUUCUCAAUCAAUAUCACUUUUUGCAAGAACUUAACAAUAUCAAAACUGUUAGUCAUACACUGGUGAAUUUAAUCCUUAACAAUUUACAUAGAUACUGUCUGUUUUAAGAGGCCAAAGUAAGAUUAAGAACAACAGUUACUGAGUUAAGAGUUUGACAGGUUAGGUACACUGUAGUGAACAACAACCAUCAGUAAUGAAUUGUGAAUUGUUAUUAAGUCAAGCAAUAGCCUCUAGAUAUUAUUGUUCCUGUGAAGACUAUUCACUGUCUUGUACAGGUAAGCAUAAAACUGCAUUCAUUAUUUAAUUGAUGUCUUAAAUUUGAUGAUCCGUAACUGUGCAUUGUAAUUUUGAAAUUGAAACUAUAGGUCAGUUUUUUCUAGUCUUCCCAUUAUAUACUCUCACAAGCACUAUAAAAAGAAGUAUUUGAAAUAAGUUAAGGAACUGGUUUGAUUGGUAGCAAUUCCUUAAUGAGAUAUUUUCAAAUCAUUAAAGGAAAAAGGAAAAAUAUUUGGGAUGAAAGAGAAACCAUUGAUGCAUGUAUCCUGGCAGGGCGGUCACUAAGAUUUGCAUAGGUAUACCUGAAACAUAUUUCUUUUUGGGGAAAUGAACAUGUAGGAAGUUCCUUUUAUUUCCGACAAAAGUUUCCGGAGGAUGUGAUCGUAAUAACCAGCCUUUUGCCCUAAUUGACAGCCCUGCUAAGAGUUAUUUGUAUUUUUAGAAAGUGCAAAUGGACAGACUAAUGAAUAUGUGGUUAUUCCCAGAUUUACAGUAGUCAGAAGUAAUUUGUAUAGAGUAGAAUAGAAUAGCUGGACAAUUGUUUUCUUUCUUUCAGUUGUACAUUUUAAAAGUAGGUGUCAUGCAUGCAGGCCACUAAACUAGGUUCCCUCAAGUCUCCUGUGGCUCAGUGGUAGAGCAUCUGCACUAGUAACCAGAAGGUCAUUAGGUUUGACUCCGAGGCGCCUGUGUCACUGACAGCCGGAAAACUCAUCUUUCUCAUUUAUUCGCAAGGCUCAAAAUGCACCAACACAUAUCUAUCUUUGACUUUUUUAUUGAAAAAAAUUAAUAAUUAAAAAUGGACCGUUCCUACCCUGUUAAUCAAUGGAGCAAAGAAAGGUGCACUGUUCUGUAUUUUUAUAGGAACCCAUUAACAGACAACUCCACCCACUUAAAUAGCUCAGAACUACGCUUGAAUGAGGGAGAACAAAACCAAAAAUUUACCUUGUAUGAGCCAGCUCACUAAGAGUAUUUUAGAGGAUAGUGUGGAUAGUGUAUCUGGAAAAAAAAAGUCUCUUGUUUGUUGCACAAGAUGAUCGCAGUCCUAGUUUUCACCUAUUUGGUAUCUAAGUCGUUUGUCCACUUUUCACAUCACAACUCACCUUGUCUUAACCUUUCUGCAGACAUGUUCGAGCCAUCAAGGGGCAGUGGUUUUAUCGACAUUCAAGAAGGUGAUGCCAUAUCAGAGAGCAGUGACACGGAGAUAGUUGCCCAUACUAAAGAACAGGUUCAGUAUGACAACCCAGCCUCCUCAAGUGAAACCAACAGUGAUGAUGAUGAUGAUGAUGGAAAUAACGGCCCUCCACCGUUAAAUAGUGAUGAUGAAGAAGAUAAUUAUAGUGUUGAUGGGCCUCCGCCUUUAGACAGUGAUGACAAUGCAGAGAACACGGGUGAUGAACUGCCAAUUUCUACUCCUGACUAUGGGAGCAGGGAGGAACUGGAUUUAGGGAGAGUUCCUGUGGAUAGUGAAAGGAGAUUUGUCAAAAGUUCUGAAGGCUCUGAGAGUGAGAGUGACAGUGAGGGAGGCGUCAAGGAAGCGCCUCCUCCUCUUGAUAGCGAGGACGAUGAUGAAGGAGAAGAGGUUGAAGCAGGUCAUUCCGGUGCAGAAAAUGGUGAAAAUGCCACUGUCGAGGCUACAGAAAAUCACGUGCUCGAUUCGCCUCUGGAAGAUGUUGAUAAUGAUGACGAAGAGAGACGUGAUGACGAUGAUGACGUCGACAACACUGAGCAUGAUAAUAGGAAUAGCGAUGAUGAUGAUGAGGAGGAGGAUGAAACUGAGGAACGUAAUGAUGCCAGUGGUGAAGAUGGUAUCGAUGAACAAGGUAAAAGCGAUGCUGAGGAGGAGGAGGAGGAUGAAAAAGACGAUACUCAGGCAGAGCCAAGCCCUAUUGAAGCUGUUACUCACGAGGUAGACGACUCGGAUGAAACUGGACAGGCUGAUGAUCCACCAGCAGAAGUUACCGAGGGGCAGAUUCCAGCGCAGCAGCAAUCCAGUGAAGAGGAGGUAGAGGACGAAGAGGAGGAGGAGGAGGAGGCGAAGAGUGAUAACGAACCUAUUCAGAGUACAGUGGAAGAAGCAGAUAUCGUGUCGGCGGCAAAUGCUCAGAUUGGCACUGCUGUACUUUCCAGUAAGAAUUCACAGGGCGAUGAUUAUGAUGACCAAGAGGAGGCGAAUGGUAGGAAGGAUACUGUUAGCAGUGAGCCUGUUCAGAAAGGGCGCACGGUUAUUCCUGAACAUGCGGAUCCAACAGUUGAAGAGGUUUCUGACAGCGAUGAACCUUCAGAGUUUGUUGCCGAUGAAGAGGACAAUGAGCUGGAAUGGGACGUGGAGGACUUUGAUCUUCCGAAAAAGAAAAGCUCAAAGACGACCUCUAAGGUUGAUAAAGAGGGCUUAGAGGUUGAUAGACUUAAAAAAUCUUUCUUGGACACCCUUAAGAGUGAAGCAGAGCAGAGAAAAGUUUUGGAAACCGAGCCAAAGAAAAAAGAAAAGCCCAGUAAAGGCUUGAAUGCUAAGAACUCCCAAGUUGUAGAAGAGAAGAAACCGGGAAAGGAUUUUUCAAAGAAUGCACCUGCACGGCAAGUUAAAAAUGCUCCUGGCUCCGCCAGGAGAGCAACAAAAGAUAGCCCGCCUAAAACCGAGCCUGUGAAAUUGGGAAAGACAAGUGUUAAAGGUGAAGUUGAAAAUACGUCAAAACAUUUAGCAAAUUCUAAACCUGUCGAUAGUACUGCUAAACCUUUGAAAGCCAAGUCUAAAGCGGUUGAGGAUGUCAGCUUAGACAAAACGGAAAAACGUAAGACUGGAAAGCAAAGAAAAGAUGGCAAACAAAAUUCGACAACGUCCGAAGUGCAAUCUUCGGAAAUGAAAGCUGCGGUAAAACCUGUUAAGGCGAAAUCUGCAUCAUCUUCUUCGCUUCCAACUGGUGAUAUUGAUCAGCAGAGAACUCAAACAGCUUUACCAGCAAAGGAAAAGAAAAAGAAAAGAGCAAGUACAGAGUUGGCAAAGGAUUUACAAUCGCACAAGAAAGAAACAGACUCUGUAAUCGAGCAAAAGCGAACAGAAUCAAGGAAGCCACGAACAAGCGAUAGCGAUACAGUGUCAGAUUCUUCAGCAAGGCAAAGAACACAGAAAACAAGCUCUACGGCAUCAGUUGCAAAGCAAAAGAAAUCAAAUGCAGCUGUUUUGAAAGCUGACAAGGAAAGAGCUAAGGCUGGUGACAGUGGCGAAUUAAGACAAUCCAAACCUAAACGAACUGCUCCUAAGGCUGUUGUUAAUCAAGCAAGACACGAAGAUGACCGUCAUUUCGAGAAUAAAAGACAUAGCGGUGUUCUUGAGAAAAGUUUGCCGGAGGCAAAGACGAAGUCUCGAGUUAGACCCACAAGCAAUGGAUAUCUGUCUAGUUCACAAGAAAAGCUUUUAUCCCAGUCUGUUCAACGUGAGCGAGGAGCAAAAGAACGUGACACUCACAGACACGGAGGCCCUGCUCAUGGGCAUCACCACGCCCACGAUAGAAGCAAACACGUGUGGCUGUGUAGAGAUGAUGAAAUUCAUAAGCUCAUAGCACAAAAGGCAUCCUUACUUAAGGAAUAUGAAUCAGGAAGCUUGGCUGGCAGGAAAGUCUGUAAGUAACCUCGUUGGUAAUGCUGAGGAAAAUGUUCCUGGUGUUUAAUGACCACUUCUCAUGCGCCACCGAUCCAUAGCCGACACCACAGACGAAACUAAACUUCUGGUUAAGUCUGUGGAUCAAUUUAGGUUCCUAGGAAACUGCCCACCUACCCCUCCCCUAAGCCAUCAGUUUGCCCUAAGUGAGAAGUAAGUGAGAAGUAAGUGUCAAAUUAGGUUUCUGGGAAACUGCCCACCUACCCCUCCCCUAAGCUAACAUUAACACUUACUUCUCACGUAGGGCAGACUGAUAGCUUAGGCGAGGGGUAGGUGGACAAUUUCCCAGAAACUUAAAUUGAUCCAAGUCAGUCUGCGAAACAGAGACAGAAUCCUUGUUCUAGGCCCCCAUCUGUGUACCAGGAUUUGAGUACGCGCCAUGAUUGGCUUGUUGAAAAUACCAUUGUCCAAUGGCCAAUUAGGUGGAAGGGAGAUUCGAAGCGCAUUUCCGGUAAUUCGUUGAGUCCGUUGGGGGCCCAGACAACAAGGAUAUAGGCGCCGCUUCGUAGACUUUACCUACCCGGGGCUAGAUUACGUCUACGACGCAGGCUAAGGAUCCACCAUCGGUAUGAUAACGUACGCCGCCUUGAGCAAGAAACAUCGCAGGUCUCAACCGCUGGCAUAACUGCGAAGUUGAGCUCGAGUUAAGUUUGCAGGCGUACCGCCGGUAAAGACUGGGAUGAACGAGGCUUCAAAUUGGGCCUCAUUUCUUAUCAGCCAAAUUAUAAGUAAAAGUGUUGUUUGUUGAAAUCGGAGAUAAGUAGAUUGACUAGAAAGUUGGAAAACUGUUUUAAGUGUAUUAAAAAAUUGUCAAAAAUUGUCCAUAUGAAAAGAAAAUUGGCGCCUAUAAGAAGCAGUGAUGAAUAGCCGUAGUUGUCUCCAAGCGCCCGUUGUUCAAAGUCUGGAAAGCGCUUCACCCCGGAUAAAUCGGCACUAAAUCCAGCGGAUAAGUACCGGUAUUAGAGUUAGCAAUGGCGUUAUCUAAUGAAUAGUGAUUUAUCCAGUGAAUAGCACUAUCCAUCUUUUGAAAAACUGGGGCCAAGAGACGAAUUUAUUAUAACAGCACACAUUACAGCCAUUUUGCUACUGCAGUAGCAAUGCGACCUUCGACCAUAAUCUGAAGUUCUUCAUAAAACUCUAAAUUGCGUUUUAAGUUUCAGGUCACAAAAGCCGUUACAAAAGAGAAGAGGAUCUAGCUAGUCUCCCGGAUGUUGGGUUUAUAAGUAGCAAAGAGGCCAGGAGGCAUCAGUCUCGGCCUCUGAGCGAGGCUAUCCCAGACCGGGCUCCAUACAGCUCACAGCGCAAAGAUAAGCGACGCUCACUUCAACUCCGAUACUCUGGCUCCUCUUCAGAUGACGACGAGAGAACAAACAGAGCUGUUGGGUCAAAAAGAGGUGGCACUUUUGCGGUGGGUUUAGCCGCAAGAAACAUUGAUCAUAAAGAUGUGGGCGGUGGAGAGAGUGAGUCAGAUCAUGAGGAGUCUUGUGAGUACUGCGCGGCAGAGAAGGUGAGUUAACACCUCUGAACGCAUUCACAGGAGUGUUAGGCCUAGUUCAAACGUCAAACUUUUCUUGUGCCGAAAUUAUACUUGUUUGGGUCGACCCCAAUGUUACAAGUUCGACGGUUGAUUCAGACGAUUAGUUGGACUCAAUUCAUUUUUACUAUGUACCGGUCAAAAUAAAUUGUAUUAAUUAAUGUAUUAGGUUCGGUACGGGCAAAGUUCGACGUUUGAAACGAAGUCGCUCCCCAAUCGAAAUUCCCAUGUGGGCCAUGUGGGUCGACCCAAAUUAGAUAUGUGAAUGUCGCACUUAAUUGAUUCAAACGUCGAUGUUUUCAUGUACUUAAUUGAACGGAUUAGGUUAGGUACAUGAAAGGUUCGACGUUUGAACUUGGCCUUAGGUAGCCUUCAGCGCGGGCGUCUUCUGGGUGGCGCAUGAGCACUUCAUUUCGCUCGGGUCAAUAAAAUGUGAUGUGCUAGUCUAGGGAGACAGGGGAGGGGGCGAGUGUAUUUCCUCCCUCCGCCUCCCUUACUAGGCACUUUGUUCUCUCAGUCUUGCGUUCACUCUGUUGAUCGUUGUUUUUACUCUCCACGACUUUCGAAAUAAAAAUUGGCGAGUACACUCUGGUCAGCGUUGUUUCGCCUAAAAGCCAGGUCUGCUCUAUAAAUCCUCGGGACACGUAACAGUAUUUUUGAAUUUGUGGACGACAUCUUCACACGAGUGAAGUGACAUAGCUGAAAGACAUUUCCAAUUUCCAAAAUAAACUUUUUUGAUACCCCUGUGCGUUCUAAAAACUGGCGUAUUUUUGAGAUUAAAGCUCUUUUUUCGCGUUUUUAUUGACUUCGACUCGGUCCAUAGAUACAUGUAGGCAAAAAUGAACUUGGCCAAUAUCCAGCUAACUUGACCUCACGCCUGGUUAAUAACGUAUAUUUAUAGUUACAUUUUUUAACUUGAGGUUACUUCCAGCUUUGCUUCUAAUCUAAGAUGCUUGCUGAUUGAGAUAAUUCGUGUUUGGUAGUCGAGUUUGCUUCCCCUAACACUUCACACAAUCGGCUUUCGUGCUAACUAAAAAGCUCCCAUAACUCGUCAAUUCUUGGAAGCAAGCGCACUCUUUACUGUUCAGCUUUCCCUUGCUUAGCUUAGCGUUGAUAUUGUUCUCUUUUUCUUCCUUCACUUUAUCUGGUUUCGUAUCCGCUUUCUCUGCUAUAAAUUGUAAGAUGUCGUGGGACGAGUACGUGAAGAACUGUAAACAGGCAGUGACUCACAGACAGAAGCAACAUCAACAACCGCCUCAGCUAGAUGAUGGUUCGCGCACUUUACCUCUUCAGUUGCCGCUGCAAUCUUUUCGCUUGCCUGGACCGUCUCUCGAUGAUCCUGUAAGUCUUUUUCUGCCCUCGCGUUACUCCAAUCUACGAUGCUUCACAGCUCAACGGGCAUUCAGACGUUUUCGCCUUUAUAUCAGCAGAUUAAGCUUCUAUGCUUGUUAGUUCAUUGAAAGAGCACUCGACGUUGAAGUCCGUCCAAAAAAAAAUUGGUUUGCGACCUGUUUCUCUUUCCUAUUUUAACCGUAAAUUUCAUACACUCUUCACUGACGGUUUUGCCCUUCUUUGCGCUCGUACUCAUUGAUCCAUUUUGAAUGCACUUGACUUAUACUCGCGUAGAUUCGUCAACUCUACUUUAAUCAUAGCCAUUAUGUCCUCUCAACUUUCAUUUAACUAACGAACGAAUAACUUGUUUAUUGACACCUUUUGCUGCUUGGUGCUAAUACAGAUACAGGCCAGUUAUAUAAACAAUACAUAAUUAGGACACUAAGCGGUAGCAUAUUGUACAGUUACAAAAUUCGCGAAACGAUCAGUAUUCGAUGGUAGGGUGGUAAAUGGUCGAUUUGAACGUGUACAGUAAGCCGAAGAUGAGUGAAGUGCGCUUGUUUUUAUCCAAAAAUUUUGGUAGCGGGAGGGUGGCUUUAGCCAAGAAAUUUCUACAGGCUUACUGCGUGAUCGAAUUUUUUCUCUAUUUUUCGGUGUAAGUAUAGUAGUAUCAAUUCCACUCAAAAAUGUUUUUCUUUUUAAAGUCUGUCAGAUUUAUUUGCCUGGAAACGAUCCAAAAUUGGUGCCACAGUGGGGAAUGGGGCACGUAGUGCCUUCUGGGAGAUCCGUCCGCCAUUUUGUCUUUUUUCGACAUAGACGUGACUUACCGUUAAGUUCCUAAAGUAACGACCCUCCGAAAGUAGCGAUAAAGUUUCAAUGGGUACGUUUUAUCUUCUUUUUUUUUCAAAAAGUCCUCCUUUCGUCUGUGAAUACCCACACCGUAAUCAAACAAUUCUUUUGAAUAUUUAUUUAAAAAGCAAUAACAUGAAAUAAGUUUCUCCAAGUAAAAAGUGUGGAUGUUUCCACAAUUGUCGCGAAAUUAUAUGGCUCCUACGACCCACGUACGAUAUAUGUUUUAGCUACCCGAAAGUAGCAACCUCCUGAAAGUAGCGACCCUCCGAAAGUAGCGAUAGGAAAAGGCUGCUAAAUCCGAAACUCGUUACUUUCGUAACUUUAUCUUAGUUCAGUUUUGAUUGGGUAUUGCCACAGUGAUACUAAUAAAGACCGCCACUAUAACUAAUUAGCUACCUGACAUUAGUUUCCAGACGCUAAGAGCCUGCUCACAGCUUAAAGAAACACCUUAUCGUAUUCCAGCUCCGGAGCGAGUUUACGAAGUUGCGAGUUUGUUGAUCGUUGUCUUGGUAUACGUGUUGACGGGGUCUAAAUAAAUGCCGCCAGAUUCUUUCUUUAACGGGCAGGUUGCUCGGAACACCCGGCCUGAUUUUGCAUUUUUUAUAAAUCAUGUAAUCUUGGUCGAUUUUUGUCGCCUAAAGAAUUAACGAACCAAAUCGAGAAAUGCACGUUAAUCGAUUAUUUCCUAAAAGCAAGCGAGUUAUCUUUAAACCGCGUUCUCUUUUUAGCAUCUGUAAUAUUUGCCUGUCUUUUUAGCGUUUACCUCUUUGAAAAAGGGACGAUUACCGCCUGAAUGAGAUUUUCCUGCAAAUGGAACUUUUUUUCUUCACAAGUGCUGGUAGAAUGAGCCAUUAAUCAAGCGAAUGUCAAUUUGAAUGUAAUAUAUUUUAUACUCAAACCUUUCUGUCGAGUUAAUUGCGAAUACAGCUAACGAAGUUGUAAAUUCGGAGUUUGUGGAUGAAAACCUGUAGCGUGACCCUUCAAAUGAAAGCUCUUCGGAAGCGCUUUCGCAUCGUUGACACUUUUUUUUUCAUAAUCUUCGAAAAGAAUUUUUUGAUUUGUCUCAAGUUUUGGUUUAAGCGCUCUUGGGAAUGAAAGGGUCAAAUGAAACAGGUUAAUUAUUUUGGCUGGGGAUAUGUUUUAUUGGUACAAUUCAGAGAUAAAUAAUUCACCCAAAACCACUGCUGUGAUGUAAUAUAUGGAUACGAGUUAACUCUGUCAACAAUGAAGAAAGACUUAUUUCAAUAGGGGAAAAAUUCUAUCUCCAAAAUUUUCAACUGCGAUACUUUUGUUUUAAUUAUGGGGCAGUUGACCGUGGUUAUUUGAACUUCUGAUUUACCAUUAGCGUCCUUUUUUCUGACAUUUUUCACCGAGCACUUAAUGUAUCUUCAUGAAACUUGUAUUCUUGACGACUUGCAUGAUUUUGUAUGUUUUUUCGUUCAGUUUGUUGUUUAUAAUAUAUGAGUGUGAUAUUUACUUUCGGUGCUACAAUUUUCACUGAUGUCAUUCUAAUUUUUUAAAGAUCAAAACCCUUAACAUUAAUUUACAGAACUAACAUUUCUUUUUUUUCUAGGCUGCUGCCGCCGCCAAGGCCCGCGAGAAAAAUCCAGGUACGAGUAAUCGUUGAAUUAAAUUUUUGUUUAUUCUUUCAAAGAAGUUUUGUUCUGCGCUCAGACAUUCGCAUAACAAAAACCCUUGUGGGCUAAAUUAAUGUGUAAGCGAAGUCAGAACGUUCUUGCAUUUUUUCUAGAGUUUUUUGUUUUUAUUUAUAUAGAAAAAGCGCGAAAAUAAAGCAUGAUUGCUUUUCCAAAAUUAAAAGAAUUUAAUAAGUUCUUAUUUCUUUUACCAGCGCUACUUAGUUCGCGAGCGUUAGAAUCGUUUGUUGUGUAAGCUUCUUAAAGAAGAAUAUGAUGAUAUCUCGAGCGACUGCCUAAAUUGCCAAUUUUGUGUUAAUUUUGUACUAAAUGCUUUCACGGUGGCUUUUCAGUUCACUUUUGGCUGUUUUGUCCAGUUUUAAAAACCAGGCUAAAUUACGUCUGCGUUUACACAGGCAUUGGCUAAACCCGCGAACUCCCAGAGAGCAGUUUCGCGUCGAGCUGAAAUUUGUGCGGUCGACGUCGUAAUUGUGCCCGGACACUCUUCUAAUUAAUACAUAGCAGCGAUCGGUUUUUUCUUGUAGCGCUGAUUAAAGCACAGGGAGCCCACACAAUAGGGCCAUUUAUACGAGGAAAAAUAAGACGCGUCUUACAUAAGACACGAACUUUCCGUAUAAACGGCACAUUUCGUCUAAAAUAAGACGCGACUUAGCUAAGACGCGUCUUAUUUUAGAACAGACCUUAACACCUGUUCUUAGAUAAGACGCGUCUUAGCUAAGACGAGGAAAACUUCGUUUGAAAGACCUUCGCGUCUUACAUAAGACGCGGACGCAUAGUACGUGUGUGUGUGUCACCGAUUGUUAUUUUAUUGUAAAUGUACUGGGUAUUGGAACAGUCAACGGCGAACUCAAAAUCGCUCAAAAAGCCGCUUUUGAGGCAAAAGGACGACGAUAUAGCACAGGUAAAGUAAUUCAACGUUUAUUAAACAUUGAUUUAUAUACAUUCUUAGCGAUAUAUCGCUACAGGUGAAGCGAACGGUAAUGCACCUAUCAAUGUAAAUCCCGUGGGGGGGGCAAGGAGGGGAUUUGAUGCCUGAGGCUAUCCCCAUGUCGGGCUUUUGAUCGUGAAGCGACCCCGGGGUCGGGACAUUUGACUUUGACCGAUAGAAGCCUGGUAUCAAUUCAGAAGCGGUUACCAAGUCCGUCCCUCGAGGCUUUCUGAAAGUCACGCUGUUGGAGAAAGGUAUGAAGUUUUCAUUUGUUUUAAUCGCCAUAAUCCGAUACUUUACACUGUCAUCUAAACAGAUAAUGUCUAUUUUGAGAAAGUUUUUAUCUUCAAGUUCCCAUCUGAUUGUAAACCUCGAUUGAAAUCGAAUUUUACCAUGAAAGUCAGAGGAUUUUUUACGGGUCACUGAUCCGACCUGUUCCCACAUGUUGAGCAGGUGUUAUAAAGCAUUUUACGUUUCAUUAAUAUAAUAGCACGGUCAAUCUUCCUGGAGCGAUUAUGUUGUUCAAAAUAAGAGAUGCUAGUGGAGAGAGAAAAUACUUAAUUACAGCAAGUAAUUUAACGGAACUUACGUUAACCUUAAAUAAAAGUAGUAAGAACGUACUUUUGAAAUGUUCUUUUAUUCGUUUUAAAUAGUAUUAUAGUAUUGUUUGUUUAGAUUUUUCCCCGGGGUGGGGGCUUUUUUGACACUUUUGAUUGACCUUUCGUUUCCCACCCUGGGGAAUUUGAUCAAAAAAUUUUAAAAUUUGUCAAAUCCCCACCCCUUGCCCGCACUCCCCCCACGGGGUUUACUUUGAUAGGUGCAUAAAUCCAGUACAUUUACUAUAAACUAACAAUCGGUUACACACACGUUGUGUGGGUGCUCUGUGGUUCAAGAUCUGAGAGGCGAAGUAAUUUUGGCGUUUAAUGUUUCUUCGAAUAAGCUUAUUCGCUGCUUUUUAAUUUCUCAGGCUUUUGAUUUGCUUCUUUAAAAAAUCCUAUUUACUCGUUUGCGUAAAAUUGACAUUGGACGUUGUAAUACACCGAUUCUAGUACGAGGCGGAAGUUGCAUUCCAUCAGGGUUGUCUGGAAUCUCCGGCGACCGGCGAAUAUUGCCGUCUCAAUCGCAGUCUCGCUCCCAGGGUUCUCUUCUUCUCGUCUAGGAGAGAACCCUGGGAACUAGGUUGGCUUAGUCGUCAUAUAAUCGACGGCUACUCACAGAAAUAAUAGAUCGGUCGUCUUGGUUUCGCAACACUUUGUGGGACAAAGACAAACAUAUGGCAACCACCAACAGCACACUGUGAGGUUACAAAAAGUUUAUAAUGUGUUUUAUCAAAUGGCGACGAACGAGUGAAAUUAGGCAAUUAUUUUCCAAUUUUACGAGUAUACCAUAUGUGUACCUAUUAAUAUCAUAGGUGACAAAUUACACUCACUAUCUUGAGUUUUGCCUCUUUCAUUCUAUCGAAAACACCACGCACUAAAAAGUUUAAGGCAUACAGCUGUUUCGAGUAAAAGAAAGUGCACGCGACAAUCCCGAAAGGCGUUGUGGGUGGCUUCGAGUUGACUGUUAUUCAAAGAAAUUUGAAAGAACGACUCGAGAGGCAAUGGGCGUAUGCUUGCGGGUGCUAAAGGAAAGCAGCAAAAGUAGUUUCGACAGCUACAGUGGAACAGUCUAUUGAUCAUAUCCCAUAUUUCCUUUCGGGAUUGUCGCGUGCACAUCUUUUCCGACAACCUCGCAAAAUAGCUGUAUAUUUUAGGUUCACAGUUUUCUGUAUUGUCGUUAAAGUACCCGUUCGUAUCCUUUUUGCUUUUUGAGUUUUCCUCUUUUGUGUGUUUAGGUUUUCUGGAGCGUGUCGUAAGAUCUUUGUUCGUAACAUAUUUAAAGCUGGACGCCUUCUCGGCACUGACAUUUAAGAAGCGUUGCCAUAGUAAUUUUGUACUUUAACAUGUGACCUCGAUUGGCUCCUUAUUUUGAUCAAGGAUAGGGUAGACUAAUAGGCGAUCGGUUGAUUAAGAGGUUAUGUCACACUUUUUGCCAUACCGUCGGUUGUAUCUAAGCGUGGACACGAGACAAAAAAUCAUGUUCUAAUAGGCUGCCAGACAUGACGUGUUUUGCCUCCAAACAUUUGAAGUUUGACAGCCGUUAAGGCCGCCCGCUGUCGCGCCAAAGGUAAGUUGUACAAAUGUUUUUGAUCAGUGCGUUCCGCUCUGCCUCAUAUUUCAUUUUUCUCAACUUUUAGGCCUAUUUCUCGCUCAGAAACAGCACACUUGCCUCCAGAAAUUAUUCUUAACUUCUAAAAAAUUUUUUGCAACGAAUUUUUUUGUUGAGCGAAAACAAAUCAAGUCGACAACAGCCGCCUGCUGCAAACUUCGAAUGUUUGGCGGCAAAAUAUGUCAUUUUGCACCCAGUUAGAGCAUGUUUUUUCCUCACGUGCACACGCUUCGAUGCAACCGACGGUAUUUUUAAAAAAGCUAAAACGUGUAUUCGCAUUAAUUGAAUUCCAAAAAUAAUGGGCCAGUUUUGGUCUUUAAGACCAUAUGAAGGCGUUGAAAUUGUUUCCAAUCGUCUGUUGCUACGGAUGGCAAGGAUGGACAUGGAUUAAAAUUUGAAAGAAAAGUAGGCCAGUUUUUUCAAGUUUUAAUGCUAUGCCUACAAAGUUCUUCAAAUAAGUUACGGUUAGUGCCCUCUAAGAAUUUUGUGUGUUAUCUUCUUCAACUCUACAGGAGCAUUUAGUGUGUGGGUAAAGACACUAGAUAAUUGACAGAAAACAGCAAUAUCGUGUUGACUUACCCCCUUUAAGCAUUGUAGAGACGCAGAGACGGUAUGGGAAUUAGCGGCAGCAUCUGUGCAAGAGAACCAAGCGAAACGGUAGUUAAGGUUCAAACAAGGCCUACAAACCUCUCACGCAAAUAUUUUCAAUGCGGCAUACGUUUACCGAGUCCUUUCUUCCUUACUGUGCUUUGUUUUUAAAACUUGUCCAAACAGAAUGCUGCAAAUUUUCCUCAAAUGAAUGCCUAUCAACCAUGUUUAUAGUUUAAUUUUGUCGAAGUGGUGUUUUUUUUACGUUUAAUUGUUAUAAGAAAAAGAAAAACAUUUGCAAAAUUAAUGAUAAAAGAGAUUCAUUUUGUUGAAAUGUUGACUUUUCAACAUUUCAUAAAAACAUCGACAAAAAUUGAUGGCAAAAGAGAUUUAUGUCUGAGGGGCUAAUUCUCAUCUUUCCGCGAUAGUAUAACAAGAGAUAGCCCAGUUUUCGAGUUUGCAAUGUUGAAUUUUUGAACCAAAAAGAGGAUAUUACAGCAGUUGAAAAUAUGUAAUUGGUGUUUCUAAUUUUAUUUACGGCAACGAAGCUAUUCAGUUUAAAUAAAUAUUUAUCCCUUUUCAUGCAGUCAGCAUAAACUAUUAAAAGGCUUUUAGAUGAGUUUAAUUAAAAUUACAUGUGGGUGAGACGCAAUUCAGAGCUUUUUUACGCUGUGUAUUGUAUAACAUGAAGCGAAAAUAGUUUCUGUUAUUAAAUAUUCCCCCUUGUCGCGUCAGUGAAUGUGAAUUGACAAACAAAAUUAAAAGAAUUGCUUGUUUGUUAGUAUUCUCUAUUUAUUCUAGGUUUUCUUAUAGCGAUUCAAUCAACAUGCAAGAUUUUUUUUCAGUCUUUUUCUCGUCUCAUUUAAAACAGACAACGUUCACCUAAACUGAUUUUUGAAGCGUUUUAAGUGGUCGGAUUUUUAGUUUCAUUUUCGAUUUCCCUGUGUCUGAAACCUUCUUGAUAACUGUCACAUAAAAAAGUGCGAGUGGAUUGCUAAAAACUAGAAAAACAAUUAAAUUGGCAACUGCUCCUUCAUUUUGCAACGCAAUAAAUAUGUUAAAUGAGAACAUUUCAACGGGCUGCCGGUCUUUUAGGCGAUAUUACGCUAAAGGCUGUAUCAAUUAGUGGUAUUUCCCUUGUUUUCCUGCUGUUUUGUUUCAGGAAAGCGUUGUAAAAUUACUUUGGAUGCCUGUAGCUAUAAACAUGAGGUGUAUUUUUAACCUUCGACAGCUGACUGUUAGCUUGUGCCACUGCAUCCGCGAACGUAAAUUUCUUACGUAGUUCUGUCUACGAGUUUUUAUAUUUUUUCACGCAUUUUGUUCAUAAAUUUUUAAUUAGCUGUAGACCGUGGGCGCCCUGUCAGAUCCAGUCUGUCAUAUAUUAUAAAACUGGUCGGACCAUAACAGACACUCCUCACUUCACUCUCUUUGCCUUUACGUGAAUUUUAGUUGUGUGCUUUUCGGCGCGCUUUCGUGUACGCGCGAGUCCUUCGUGGCUCGCUUGACUGUUUGCGCGGGAAAAAGUGGAAAGCCCCACGCUUGGAUUCUAAUGACGGGCCUUUAAUACCCGAAAUGGUUUCCGAUGUGUGCGAGUUAAACAUUCCGGAAGUGAAACUGUUCUUCCGAUUCUGCGAGCACAGAGAUAGCGAUGUCCUGCCAGUGGGUAUGAAGUUUGCGAAAGCUAUCUUUUCAACUUCUGUUCGUCAAUUUGUGAUCCACAAUUGAUGCGAUAAAACUGAUUUGCUAUCCGGCUCUGUCUGCUUGGAAGGCGAGCUGCAAGCGAGUUUGGCAACAGCUGCUGCUGCUGCUGUUAAGUGCUAAAGCUUAGCUUGGUUUUCCUUUUCUGUGUUUUUUUUUCUCAGCUUGGGAAGGACCUCACCAUCCGCGAAAUCUACUAUUGGGAGUUGUGUACACAGCAAAGGUAAGCCAAUGUUAUUUUUUGAAGUAGAAAUGAUCUAACAAUGACGGAUUUUGUGGUUUGCGGGUGUCGAUAAGUCGAGUAUAGUUACAAAUUUCACCCUCAUUUAGUGUCAAACUCAAAUUUAGGUUUUCCACCAAGAUAACUUGAUAACGAAACAACUAUGUUUCGUCACGUUUCCUCUUUUUUUAUUUUCAAAUUCAGCUGAAAAUUAUUAAUUUUUGAGUCAAAAAGUUGGUCGGAGAGAGGUCACAAAUUACUGCGAAGAUAUUUAUUAUGACUAUGUCACACGCUGAUAGUCACAAAUUGGAAUAUGUUUUUGGGCUGAAAUUUGGCGUUUAUUAUCAAACAUUCACUCCUAGUUUAUUGGAUGAUUCACGUAGGAUUUGGCGUUCAUUUGCGUUGUGCACGAUUGAAAGUCUUUUGUAUCCUUCUUGUUUUCUUUGGAUGGCAAUCAUCUCUCCUUUCCAAAUUUGCAUUCGAAAGGUCCGCUAUUGUGUUCACUGACAGGUCAAUUUCCAAACAAUCAACAAUCGGAAAAGUUCCUUUCUUUCCGUCACUAUCAUACCUCCGCGAUUGUAUAAAAGCCCCAUCUUGUGUGGAAUCACCACAAGUAGACAUUGUCUCCGCUCGCUGUUUACAGAGCGAUUAAUGUUUCCAACGAGGGUGAUAAGUAUGUCUAUAAAGUAAUUCUAAGAUCAGGUAAUAUAAAUUUAAGAAUAACAAACAAGAUUAAUGCAAUUCUUCCACGCUUAAAAUUAAAAAAAGGUUGUGAAUAUGGGUGAUAUUUGACUGCUAAUUGUAGAAAUAAAUCAGUUUGCUGGGAAGAUGAUAUUCCUGCCGUGCACUCACCAUAAUAUACUGCAUUUAAGUUAUAAUUAUUUUUAGCGGUAAUAGUUUCAUUGUUUCUUAAAAGUUCGGGAAAGAGCUCCUCGCCGGCUUUUUAUAAUAAUUCUUAGCAAACGAUUCUUUUUCUUUCACAAAAGCCAUGUGGUCCUUCAUCAGUGAUUUUCUUUAAGUCUUAUGCUUUAUGUGGAAUUCAGUUUUUUGAAAUCAUCAACCAUCUCAGCCGUGUCCGUUACGUCACAGGGGUAAGAACGCCUUUUGUAGAGCAGAUGUUCAACAUAUUUGUGGCGUAUUAAGACUGUUCGAACGUUCUGAGUCAUCGAGUCAGCAUUUUGAAGGUCAUUGAAAAUCAGUUGUCUGGGUUUUUUGGAGUUCGGAUACUUUUCUUUUCGCUGCCAAACCGACCUUAUUUUGUCCCCCCCCCCCCCGCCGCUCUUCCCAAAAACUGAGGCGUACCUAACGCACCUGACUUGAUGAUUUUUCCGGUUUCAUUACAUUUAUGUUAGUACCUUGGUUCAUCGCAAAUCAUGUCGCCGCAGUCGCCAAAUAAAGCUGUACGGAUGGAACAAGCUCAGGAGGCCGUGGGACGAAUUAAGGCAAGAGAAGGAAUUCAUUUGACUGAACUAUUAAUUUAAGGUCGUUAUCACUGACUUUAGUUCCUUCAAACCAACGCUAAAACGUUCCCUAAUGUACUGUUUCCUUGCCCAGGUGAAAUUGCGACAUACUCGUAUAGCGGUCCAUUUGAUGCCCCGUUUUCUUUUUCCGGCAAUGGUGAACUUACACAACAGAACGGGAGAGCGAAGAAGACGGCAAAACUUGUGUGACAAGCGUGACAAUUAUUUUGUUUGAAAAAAAAUUUGCCUCAAACUUCAUCUUCAUUUAAGUAGAUCUUUUUGUAAAAGACCAGUAAACAUUAUUGUCAAGAGAACAUACAAGUAUUGAUAAGAGAACAUACAAGUAGUACCCUUUCACGCUUGUCACACACAAACCUUCUGUUUUGCGUAAGCUCACUAAUGUUCAGCACUGACAAGACGGCAGAGGUUUUGCUUGUAGCGCCAAGUGUUCUUGCUUGGGGUACUGCAACCUCGUUCUCACGGGGCACUGUUCACACUGAAUAUGAUAAACCACCCUACAUUUCUUCUUCUUGGCCGCAGCGUCUUUUUAUUCGCAUGGAAGACUUGCUUCCGUAAUGAGUUAAAGGGUUUGUGGAAGACAUCAAGGGCUGGCAGCGGAUCUUAAAUCCCAACACAACCUGCUGUUCCUGUCAGCAAGGUAAACUUUAUUCGAUAAAGCAGAACGCUUUAUAGUCCUGAAGUAUCAGCCGUCUCUUCCCCCCCCUUCCUCCCCCCGCCCCCCAAACGGGUGACCACAACACGCUUUACUGUUUUCCAGGUGCCGGAGGGUGAGGAUCAACCUACCACGGAUGUGGAUCUGUUCAUUUCCACGGAGAGACUCAAAGUAGUCAACACUUCAACAAAGGUCAGUGCAGUAUCACGCAGUAUCACACUGAAUCACACACAACGCGAGAAUAACUCCAGUAGCGGCAACACGUAGAAUUGCUGUAUUCUGUCUACAGUUAAUAAUUUUAGACACGAGAAGUUUAUCAUCAGAGCCAAAUUGACGUUUACACAAGUUGUCGAAAUGUUACUCUGUUACUAUUACCAACAGCCUUUUUCACGACUACACUCGCUCUGACGAUCAUAUUCAUUUUCAUUUUGGACUCGACUCCAGGGUUUAAAAGGCACACAUCGUAAUUUACCCACUUUUAGUACUGUGUAGUAAGUUAACUUAUAGGCGGCAAUGUCUAAAGCUCAUAGGAAAAGCACAUUCCAAUACCACCUCGUUUUAAAAAUCGCAGUUCUCCUUGUUCUUCGCAGGAGGUGAUGUUAGACCACGCCCUACGUACCAUCUCUUUUAUCGCUGAUAUCGGCGAUGUCCUGGUUAUAAUGGCUCGGCAACCACCUGAGGAACAAAGCAACCAGGUGCCGUUGAAACCUUCACAGAUUCUGGCCAGUGUCGGUACAGCACAGACUGAUCACAAGAACAUCAAGAUAACCUGCCAUGUUUUUCAGUCACCAGAGGUUUGUCAAGACGCAUGCCGAUGAAAAUUCGUUUUUGUAUCCCUUCGGUUUAGUUCUGUAUAAACGGUUUUUUUACGCUCAACUCCCUUGGAAAUUUGUCGUGACUUCCUUGCGACCUUUCCCCCACCAGUUCCCUGACCGACUUUUAAUUACGGUGCCUUCGUUGAUUUACAUUUCAUUUCCAUUGGAAUUUUGAAGCUGCUGGAAUGAAGCGUACAUCUAUUUUCGUAAUCUGAAUCUAUACCACGUCAGCCACGGUUGCUAAUGUUUGAGUGUAUUCGAAAUUUUUCAGAAAGAAAACACGAAGGAGAUAAACGUUUAAUGAGUUUCUAAAUGUAUUAAAAAUACGGCUGAAUGUUAAUCUCCCACUUUCUCGGGGAAAAAAGGAACAAAGAUUAUUCUAAAAGUGAAUAGCAGAGAAGCCGUUCAAUAAACUCGCAAUUCUUGUUUUAUCGCGUCUAAAACACUAAGCUCGCAUUUUCAGCUUGAUAAGAAACUCGUAAUCUUUUUAUUAUACCAUACACAGUGCUUUUGCAAAUCGAUUUUUAGAAUAAAUUCAAUUUGUUCUUAAUCCGGAAUAACACGAUCCGAUUCAAUUUUUGACUGGGACCAGUGAGCAAAAAUCCAUCAACACCUCUGGAAAGAAUGCCUUAUUAUGUAAAAUCAGUACAUUUGCCAAGUUUUAGAGUGAAUUAUUAAAAACCAAAGAUAGAGCUUCGCAAAGUCGAGCAAUUUUACAGACGUUUGUAUAGUAAGGGCAAGUUCGUGCCCCUCACCAUGCAAUCGUCUUUUAAAAUUUUGCGACUUUGUGGAGCAAUAAAAACCGUGCCUUUUAGUUAAUCGUCUUUAUAAUUGGUAAGCUUACUAAUUUUAAAGUGCUCUUUGCAGCAGUGUCGAUGGAUAUUAGCUUACUGGGGUCAAUUUAAUAAAACUUUUAGAAGGGUAGUUUACAAAUGUAGCUUUUGUUUUCGGACCCUAAAACAAUGGCUACACUCGUAAAUCACACUUGAAAAAGUUUUAUUAAAUUGACCUCUGGUCUUUUUUAAAACUUGAAAUAAACCGUGAAAGGGUCAAUUGUGCCAGUCGGUGAAUUGUGUUAGAAAAAGGAAAUACCUUAAAGUUUCUUUUCUAUUUGUUUUAGGCGCAGGUGAUAGCUAAGAGCAUCGGCCAAGCGUUCAACGUGGCUUAUCAAGAGUUUCUAAGACAGAAUGGUUUGUCAGAAGACGUUGUUGAGGACGCCGAGUACAAUGGCGUGUUAGAAGCACAGAAAAUACUCGGCGAAGAUCUGUCGUUAUUGGCUGAUGAAAAUAGCGCUAAAGAAGUAAGUGAAUUAACUUCACUUGAGUUACAAUUCGAUUCUCUUAACCGAAUGUAAACAUGGUGUCUCUCUGAAUUGCGAAUUAUAACUUAAGUAUUACUGUAAGGUAUGCCGGGUGACGUGGCCUCUGCAUGUGCAGAACUUUUCUGUGAUACAGUUUGCGAGCCCAUUGAGUAGCAAAUUGUUGUGGUAACGUCCAUCAUUCGAUAUAAUGCGCUUCCAAAUCUUUGGGACUAUUUAAGUGAAAGCUGUUAUACGGGUGCGUAAGGUUUUGUGAACGGUUUUGUUGUUGAGUGACGUUUCAUAGUGCCUUACAGUCGAUCUGUUUGAUUAAAAGAAAAUCAUAUAUUUAUCAGUUUUUAAUUCUUUGCUUCUUUAUUUCUUUUUUUGUUUGGAGAAAAAAGCCCUUCUUACGUGCUUUUGUUUUACUUGUCUAUGUUUUAUAGGUAAUAGUAAAUAAGAAACCCCAUGAACACCUUGGUGUGAUGAUCGUGGAGUCAGGCUGGGGAUCCAUGAUACCUUGCGCCAUUAUCGCUCAUCUGGCAAAAGACGGACCAGCGGCUAAGUCUGGCAGGCUCAAUGUUGGUGACCAGAUCCUCUCGGUCAAUGGUACAAGUUUAGUCGGACUCCCUCUACUGGAAUGUCAAAAUAUCAUCAAGGUAUGAAGGGAUGUUAUCGCAUAGAGAGGCACUGCUCUAGUGGUUAUCACGACCAAUCAGCAAGCUUUUUACCACGUGACCAAGUUUUUUCCUUUACCUCUCGUUUACUGUUCAUUAUGUUUGUCUCCGAAAAUCCGGUUGGAAAGCAAAUUGAACACGACUUUUCGGGUCGUUUCAGUGGAAAAAUUUCCUUGAGCAAUGGAACGCCUGCAAAGGUAGUCUUGUUUUCUGGAUCAGAAUAUUCCAAAGAGCCUUCUUUGAUACCAGUUUCAGGCUUUUUACGGUAAAUGAGCACCGUACUUUUCGAAGUAUUCAUGAAGUAUUCAUGUAGAUUGCUGUCCUUCGUUUCAGGGUAUACGACCAGCCACAAAGGUGAUAAUGAAAAUCGUGUCGUGUCCUCCAACUGUACAAGUGGUGGUCAACAGACCGGACACAAAGUAUCAAUUAGGAUUCAGCGUGCAAAAUGGAAUGGUAAUUCUGUUUUUUUCAUUUACAGUACCCUUUAUACAAACGACAACGUGUUACUAGAGAAUGUAUCGCCUCUUCUCUUCCUGUAUGGAAUAAUACAGAUGAGAGGAACUUCCCUUUUGUAAGGAAAAAAAUAAGCGGUUUUCCCCUUGUUUUUGAAAUCGCGGCAGGAUUAGCUCAGUCGGUAGAACGCUUGAUUGCAGAGCGGGAGGUCGCGGCUUCGAUUCCCGGGACCGGACCAAUACUCAGGGUCUUAAAAUGACUGAGGAAUGAAGGUACUGCCUUUGCCCUGCAAAUGGCUAGACCUUCCCGUGGUUCGGAUGAACACGUAAACUGGCGGUCCCGUCUCCAGUAGGAGAAGUAAAAAUAGGUACCCAAUUAGUACUUUCGUGCUAAAUAUAUUGACACUCGAAAAAAAAGUGCAUUUUUUUAAAAUUUCCCAAAUGGUUCAGGCGUCUAGUGCGUUUGCUGUAUGAUCAUCCGGAGCUAUUAUCCCGCAACUUACGUUCCCCUGGUUUUAAAGGACGGUACAGGCUCGAAAAGGAUUGUAACUAAGUGUUCACUGUUUAAGACUUUCGUGUCGUUUUUUCUAUAGAUUUGUAGUCUCAUGCGCGGUAGCAUAGCUGAGAGAGGUGGAGUUCGAGUGGGACAUAGGAUUAUAGAGAUCAACAAUGAAAGUGUUGUAGCCACGACGCACCAACAUAUAGUAGAGCUUCUGGCUACUACAGUGGGGGAAGUGAGUAUUCAUCCUGUCUCUCUCAUGUGCUCCUAUGCUUUUGUUUGAUUGUUUGUUUUUUGCCUUAAAAGCAGCUGCCUAUCAUGUUACUGUACGUGCCUAUCACAUGAUAUUGCACGUGCUUGUCACAUGUUAUUACACUUGCUUAUCACAUGGUAUUGAAGUUGCCGCGGGCGUGCUUUUCAAGCGUUGAAGACGUUAGAUCGAUUCCGACGAUCUUAAGGGAAAAUAGGAGAUUGUGAGUAUUUGACACUCAUCCCCAGGUCAGAAUAGGUAUCUUUCAAACCAAGAUGACCGCUCGUAAGGGUAGUUGUUCGAUCCCGACGAUCUUACGGCGGAACAAUAGGGGACUGUUAACAACCACGAAUACGUUCUCAUUGCCUUGCGAUUAUUUCAGUGUGGUUUAUUCAUUUGUUGUUUUCAUAGACGUUUUUUCAAAGGGACGUUGUUUAGUUAUACCAAUUAUUUACUAUGAGACUUGACUUAAGCUAAGACAUUAAUUUAAACGACACAUUUACAUCUUCAGAAUAAAGAAACAUCAAAGUAAUAUCGUAAAGAUAUGAGGGACCGCUUUUUUUCAGAUUCGCAUGAAGACAAUGCCUGCGUCGAUGUACCGUCUUCUAGUUGGUUUGGAAGCUCCCCAGCACAUUUGAGGUGAUUAGAGAGAGGAUUCAUUCUACAAGUACAAGACCUUGUCGCCAUUGGAGACUCUGACUAUGUUAAAUAGAAAACGUUUAUCACGCAGUCGCGGAUACUUUGCCCACCUUGAAUCGUGCCGCCGUGGUUACGUAAUAUGUCACGGCAGCAGUUCUGUGGAGAACAGUGAGCAGGCGACAGCUUGUACUAAGUACUUUUAAAUGUUGAAAUAUACGUUUGGUAUACACCCGCUCUGCUCACUGUGGACGCUUUCAGGAGGAAUGAAAAAGACAUUUUUGUACGGUUCAAGUCCACAGUUUUAAAACGUAUUAUUUGGGAAUAUUCAGUAGAUGACAAACUACGAGAUAUAUAAGAAAAAAAAAAGAAUCACUUGGGCUUUCAAGUAACGGAAAAUUGAAUAGCAGAAAAAAAAAUUAUUUAUCGAAGUAGCAGCACGUUUCUACCUCGUCAAUCGCAAGACUGUUUAUAUAGCAAAUCAUUUCAUAGUUUUUAUUUAUAGUGCUGUAAAAUAGGUAAGACUAACGGUCUAAAUUCUUGCAGCUACGCAUUUGCCAGUAGACAUCUUUCAUUUGCCAGUAGACACGUUUUCUCACUGUCUACGACUGAUUACAAAGCGGCAAGACAUCUUUGUUUUGUUCGAGAAUGCGGUUACUAAAUGGUGCUGGAACAAUUUGAAGACGUAGUUUCAAAGUAUAGGCUUCGCAGUUAACAUCUUUCUAAAACAGACGCUAAAGGCGUAGUCGAAAAUGGCCCCGUUGUUUGCUCAGAGGGGAUUUUAGCAUCGGCAAUGGGUCCUGGAAGUAGGUGUCACAGACCAUGCCCGUACAUUCUCAAAUCUCGUAGUCCACGCUCGUAGCAUGGAAGUAUUUUGCCUCAAACUCUUGUAGCAAAACGAGUAAAAACUCAGUUUGAAUAGGUGUGUUUUACCCUAAAUCUCGACAGGGGGUACUCACUUACACAGGCUGAAUAGGUAUGUGCGGGCGCUAAUGAGUAUGGUUUUUUAGCGCUUGUGGUCAGAAAGUGGGUAUAGACUUAAACUGUAUGGAUCUGAAAUAGGGGUAACGUUUUGUUCUCUCUGAAACCAGGGUCUGAAACCAAUCGUCCCUUGAGAACACGUAACACCUGUUCAGGUCUGAAACUUGAAUGUUCCCAAAAUGUCCAAGAGUACCUCCCGGAUCUAAACGGGCCUCAGGAGAUUGUUACGUUCAUAUUGCUAAAUUCUCUUCAUGCACGUUCUCUAUGCAUGCUUACCGAUCACGUUCUCGUCUUCGAGUCGACGUCAAGACUCUGGAUGACUUGUAAAGAGCACAGUGACCAGCUGAGAGUAGUUUUCAGUGUUUCUCGUGCUACUCGGACAACCUAUAUCAACACCAUUCGACGAUAAUCUGACCAGACUUGUAACACGGUCGCCUUCUGAAUCGGAUGACGCUACGCUCGGUCUUCUGUACAGCUACAAUCGCACCACGAUAAAACUAGAAUCAAGGUCAAACAUGACGUCGAACAUGACAAAACCAAUAGAGACUACGGUUAUUUAAGUGCUAUAGUCAUUACGAGCAAGAAAGACCAUGGAUGAAAGGAUGAAAGGUGGUCAGUUAAUUUCAUUAAAACACACUGAUUCAGCAGGAAUAGACCUGACAUUUUUGUGUGUUCAUGGUUGAUUAAAGACAUGUAACGUAAUAAAAUAAACCUGUGAGUUCGUGGAGAAACACCUUUGGGGCCAUUUGUGUAAAAUCUUCUCUUCAGGCGUGGCGACUUAAGUCUGACGUUUAGCCCAGUGAACUGACCCCUGACUCCUUUUGGGGAGGAGCGUUGCGCGACGAGACAAAAACGCCGGCGAGGAAGACUAAAGGCGCUUUGAAAAAGUCAGAACUGCCAGACCUGUCAUUUUGAAAAUAAAAUGUUUGUCUUUUCUUAUAAUGAUAAUUUACUACAA
Messenger RNA from Porites lobata, 28710 nucleotides. Lineage: Eukaryota; Metazoa; Cnidaria; Anthozoa; Scleractinia; Poritidae. The record is from the annotation of a GenBank genome assembly.